GUAUAUAUAGAUUACUUAAGACGAGAGGAUGCUGAUAUAUGCCUGGAACAUGUCAUCAGUUGUUGCCAAGCAACACUCUCCUCUCAUAACCUGAUGCUUAUUUUUACUGCUAAAUAUGAAGUGUUUGUGCAGUUUUUCAGCAGUCUGUUAUCGCUGUCAUCAAAUAUAUUAUCCAAUGAUGGUACUCUUUCAGUUGCCAUGGAGAUUCUGUUAACUUCAUCAUUAGAACGAUAUAGUACACUGCAGAGACAGCAGAUAAAUCAGAGAAUGGUGUUUGUGUCAGUUUAUGAACAUUUAUUCAUUGCUGGUAUGUCUCUACAUCAUCAGUUAUGUAAAAAACAACAUAAUAUGGACACGGAGAAGACGAGACAAAUUAUUGAAAAUAUUAUAAUAAGUGGAAUAUUUCACAGGUAA
This is a messenger RNA of Saccoglossus kowalevskii, 414 nucleotides long. RefSeq names its product unhealthy ribosome biogenesis protein 2 homolog. Lineage: Eukaryota; Metazoa; Hemichordata; Enteropneusta; Harrimaniidae. The record is from RefSeq and is a predicted model, not a curated record. Gene Ontology annotation, cellular component: nucleolus. Gene Ontology annotation, biological process: ribosome biogenesis.